This is a messenger RNA of Microthlaspi erraticum, 1659 nucleotides long. NCBI's taxonomy places the organism in Eukaryota, Viridiplantae, Streptophyta, Magnoliopsida, Brassicales, Brassicaceae. The record is from the annotation of a GenBank genome assembly.
AUGAUUUUCCCGGUCCCUCGUUUUCUGAUGGAAGCGCUCGCUCAUUAUAAGAUGGCGUUUCCACAGAUGCACCCGAGCUUCGUCCGCCACGUGAUAGGAUGUGCGGUUCGAGCUCGGGAAGAGGGCGUCUCGUUCGGUGUUCGAGAUCUGAGAAAGCUUUUCUCGGUGAAGAACAACACCAGGCUUCCCGGGUCGUUUUACUCCUCGCCGAGGCCGAAUCGGCGAAUAUUCACGAACACCCCGCAGAGGGAUAGCGGGUGGAGUGACGAGAUGUUCUUCUUCCGGGUCAGCGAGGCCACGAUGGGCGACUUCGACUUUGGUCGAAUCCGAACGGAUUGUAGAUCCAGUACCAACAACCCGGGGAUUGAUUACCUCGUCGAGCGACUCGGAAGGGAAAAGGUGAACUGGAGUACUUUUACUCCGGAACGGAUCCGUCGAGUUCUCAGCUCUCCUCCUGCUCCUCCUCCAGAUCCCGGACCGCAAAGGGUGCCAAGGGCUUCCUCGGGUGGAAGUCGAGUUCGUGCCGGCGAGUUCGUAACGGCGGUGGAGGAGGCUAUGGCUUCGAAGCCCACGGCGGGGUCUUCUGCCCUUGCCGACCAGGUGGUUGACCAGGUCGACGCGACCGCUGAAGGAGAGGUCGUUCCUCUCCCGAGUACGGUUCAUGUGAGCUCCGAUCGGACUCGGAGUUCGGAUCAAGGUCACUCGAGGCAGGCGCCGAAGCGAGCUCGGAGUGACGAUGGAGAGACUCGUUCUCGCGAGGGCGGCCCGACUGCCUCGAACGGGAGCGGGGGAAAGCCGCCGUUUUACUGGCAGUACGAGAACUCCAAAGGCUUCCCCGUUCAGGACGACGAGGAGGGAACAGCUCGCAUUCAGCUCCACUUCAAGCCCGUCGGAUGCCGGCUCCCGUCCCUGAACCAGAUGUCUGAGAAGGAGCUCUACAUCGCGACGUGCGCUGCGAGCGGGAGGGCUGUGGCAGCUCGUAACAUGUUGGUGUCCCGCCUGGAGUCGAGGAUCAGAGACGCGCCUCAGCAGAAAGAGCUCGAUCAGGUGAAGGAGCUCGUUGCCAAGUUGACCUCCGAUCUCUCUGCGGCGAACGAGCGGGUAGCUCGUCAGGGUGAGCUCUUGAAGAAACACACCUCGCAGGAGGGUCGUGUGAAAGAGCUCGAGACCAGGGAGGCCGAUCUCUUGCGCCAGCUGUCCCAGAAUCAGGAGCAGAUGGCGGCUUUGCAGAAGGAGAGCUCGAGUGCGCUGACGCAGUCGCUUCGCCUUAGCCGGGAGAACCAGGUACUCGUCGCCGAGAAGGACAACGUAGCUCGCCGUGCCAACCGCGCAGGUCGGAGGGAGAUGGUCGCGAAGCAUCGGGAAGUGCUUGAAUCGGCUAAGGCAAAGUUCGAGGAGAAGAGGGUGGAAGGUGAGAAGGAGGGCGAUCAGAUCGAACUCCAAUCCAACAUCGAUCUCCUUACGUCGCUGAUCUCCGGUGCGAUCAACCAGGAGGAAGAGCUCGCCAGGUUGAAGGGGCUCGAGGAUGAGGUGGCCGAAGCAGCCAAGGCGGCCCAAGUCUCCGAUUUCUCGAUCGGGAAGUUAACCUUCCCGUGGUUUCGGAGGACUCGGUCGCGCGCAUGGAGAUCGACCCAUCGACGAGCAUCCCGGUUGGCUUGA